This is a messenger RNA of Schistosoma curassoni, 5119 nucleotides long. The record is from the annotation of a GenBank genome assembly. NCBI's taxonomy places the organism in Eukaryota, Metazoa, Platyhelminthes, Trematoda, Strigeidida, Schistosomatidae.
GCAUGGCGCGCAUUACAUCCAAAUGCGGUACUAUAGUUGGUGUUAUUAAGAAUGGAGUCAACUUCCAGAGUACUCAGAAGUCAGCUUGCCUCAAAUCUCAUUAAUAUUUUUGUUUGUUCACGCCCUAUUGUUUCUUUUUGAGCAUGCCAUGCAAUUUGAGACCGGAGUUUGUGCAUGUGAAAAGCAUACCGUUGUGUCUCCUAAAGAGGAGGCGAAUUAUGAAUGUGGAGUCGGUCAGUUUCCAUCAUCAUCUUCGACAGAUAAAAAUCCACCUCCCAUCCCACCAAAAGCUUUUAAACAAAUCCCCCCUCUUCCUCCAAAACCCACAUCUCGUCCACUUCGACAAAUAAAACAUAGAUGUAUAAAAUGUGAACCAAUUAUCAACUUGGAAAACCCGAAUUUUUCGCCCAUUGGUCGCUUUUCAGACGUUUGUGCGGUAUGCAGGCGAAACGGUUUGCAUCCACACUCUACAUGUGACGUUGAUUCAAUCGAUAAACCUCAGAAACAUCCAAUCGACCCUCUACCGGAUCACGAAGGUGUAAACUACAAAAAAUGUCUUGAAUGCCCUCAAACACCUAACAGCAACAGUAUGAAGUUCCAGUACUCGUCGCACCAAAAGAGUGAAACAAGUAGACCAGGUAAAAUUUCAUCUGACGGGAAUGGUAAUUCCUGUUUGUUUACGUUCGAUAAAAAUAUUUCUAAUGCGAAAAUCACACAGCCAUCCAUUUGCAAACGGUUCACAAAACGACAUAUCUGUCAGGGAGUCCUGAAACAUCAAGAAGUUAAUUUAUGCGAGCUCGGAAGGGAUUCGAGCUCAACAUCUGACUUACCAGCAUCAAACUGUUCCUGCUCUGCAAAAAUAUGGGGUCCUAAUGGUGGUAAUAAACUAGACUCUAGCUAUGCAUCGAACCAAGGAUGCUUUUCCUCAGAAUAUCGUGGUCUCAAUUUAAUUUCAGAUCAUUCUGCUGGCCGAAAGAUUUCACGGUAUCACCAGGAGCAAGUUGAUACAAACAAAACAAGGUGCGGCAGUUUACAAUGGAUAUCUGACACUUUCCAACGUAUAUUUCAUGCUUCAAAGAGCUUCAAAUCUCCUAAAACAAAUUUUCCCCACCCACCAGAUGAUUCCGUUGUAAAUGUAAAAACUUUACCUCAUCUAAAUGAAGAUAGAUUUUGUAGGCGACUGAAACCGCUUGUUCAUAAAAGGGAUCGCGAAUGGAAGACGGAUAUUUUCGAUCAGAAGUUUGGGGGUCGUUUCGUACAACAAAAACGUUCUUUCAGUUAUAAUAGUUCUUUUAUUGAAGGAGUCAGAUUUAGUUCAUAUAAUCAGAAUGGCUGUGAAUCUAAUGCAACUCUGAAUCCCCGUGUUGACCAUCAUUCACUUCCACCGAGAUCAGAAAACAGUCGGAGCUCUAUUAUUAAGUGUAGGAAUUCGCUUUUCAGUCCAGAUACAACAAAAAGACAUUUUGAGCGCCUUGAUAGUAUAAGCCCUUCAAACAGUCGAUUAAAACAGGUACAUGUAUCCAAAACUAUAGGAGCUUCCCAGUCCAGAUACCAGACUCCAAAUCAUCCAAAUAUGUGUAUAAACCAUAAAAGACCAGAGUCUGCCCUCGCAAUGAUUUGUGCUUGUUCCCCCUAUGUAUCCGGUCACGUAAACCCCCUUGAUUCUACUAGAGAAUGCUUUUCUUGCAUGGGAAAUCAUUCAUCAUCUACAAAAGUUCCAGCUUGUGGCUGUCCCAACCGCAAAAACCAUAGGUGUUGGUUAAACAGUUCAAAUUGUUCGGGUAUAUCGAAACCCCACAGCGGGAAAGAACAAAACAACGAUGAAGUUACUACUCCUCAGUUCAAUGAGGGGAUUCUUCCACUAAACCCUGAUGUCUUACUGGUUAAAGAACAUGAAAAUAAUUCCAACUGUGAUACUACGAAUUCAGUUACUUCUCACCUUCCCUGUGAGAUUCCUGUCGAUUCCAACAAAAAGGUCUUAAAAUGCACUGAAGGUAUCGAAUUUGGGGUACAUCCAACUACUAUAAUUGACAAGAACGGUCAAAUUCAUCACGUCCAUCACAUACACCAUGUCCAUCAUGUUCACCACCACCAUCAUCACCACGAAUGUGCAGACGGUGUCUCCAAUGAUAUUGCAUCCUGUCCUCUUAGUCCAGUUACCAGUCCAGUUGUCUGUGACAGACAACGUCCACCGACAACAAUUGCAUCUGCCUUGGAAACGUGCACCAUAGAGGAAGCAAUAGUCAGUUCUCCAUCUUCCUGUCAGAAUCAGCAGGUUGGCGUUGCGGAACAAGUUCCUGUGAGCAGUUGUCAUACCUAUAACGCCUAUGAUGUUAGGGCGUCUGAUAGUAUAAGUACAGCAGCGCCCAUCAGCUCAACACGCACAUCUAGCCAAAGGUUGUCAUCUACGUUACAAGAUAGUCGAUCGUCAUUUCAUCGAAGUAUGUUAGAAUUGAGAAAGGUAAGGUUCUGAUUUCUAUUUUUAACACAUGAAUAUUUGUCACUAGAAGUCUCAACCAAAUUUAUCCGAGGAAGUAAAGCGCAAUGCUAGGGAUUUUGUGGCAUGUUUCUCUUGUUCCGUUGAUGUAGACGAAGUUCAUUUCUUUCCACCUGUAUAUAUAUGGAGGAAGUCGAUCUAUAGUGAAGAGUUCCAUUCAAUUGAUUGUUCGACGAUGAUCCGUAGUGUCGCGACUUGAUCUGUGCACGACCGAUCCUUACGGGAUUCAACCUGUUGGGCAUCUACUGAGUCUUUCGUCCGGUUCAGCAUCACUGUUGAAAAUCUUUCGUGGUACUGACAGUAGUGUGAUUCCUGUAUAGUUUUGAUAUUCGCUCAUAUCUCCUUUGUUUGGUAUCUUGAAGAUGUAUUGUUCUUUCCAGUCUGUCGGUGGCACUUGUUCUUCUUCACAAAUCUUCCUCAAUAGAACGUGGAGCAUGUUUGUAGUUACUUCUAUGCGUGACCUUAGCGCUUUGACUGGUAUAUUGUCGGGUCGUGCUGCUUUCCCACUGUUGAUUCGUCUGAUGGAUAUUGUAAUUUGUUCGAUCGUUGGUAGAAUGAGAUCGAUAGGAAGAUCUGUGUGUGUGUGUGUUGUUUCGAUAUGCAGUGGAUUCAAUGGAGCUGGUGUAUUUAAGGGUUACUCGUAGUGUUCCACCUAUCUAUUGCUCUGUCAUUGAAUGUUGGUGAUUGUUUUGCUUUCCUUGUGCUUGACCGAUCUCUCUGCUUUGUCUUAUUUCCCUGUUGGUUUCUUCGUUGUGUUAUAAAGUUGUUUGAUAUUUGGUUCUGUUGCAGCUUUUUCCGUUGCCGUUGUUAGGUCUUCCAUAUAUUUGUGCUUGUCAGUUUUAGUGCUGUUGUUCACUUAGUUUUUUGCUUCUGUGUACUCAACUUGUGCGUUGGCUUUCUCUGUUCUAAUUCGGCUGUUGUUGAUUGAUGUCUUCUUGUUCUUGCUUUCUUGGAUACUGCCAUCGAUACCAAUAGAGAUCUACAGCUUAUGGUGAUGCUUCUUUGAUCACAGAACCUCCGGAUCGAAUGGGUUUCCGCGAUUCUGAGAACCGUCAAGUUGUAUCUUCUCAUUUCCAUAGCUAUUUGAUUGGUCCUUUCGGUCUCCCACAUUGUCUGAACAUUCGAUGUACGUAUAUCAAUUGUUGCUGUGGUUGUUAGAAGGGACAUCGGUAUUGUGACUUCCGAAGAAUCUGGGCUUUCAACAUGAGGUGUGGUAAUUUUUCCUUGAAGUCGAAGGGCAGAGUUUAAUUGGUUUAAAUUGUUUAUUCUGGUUAGCGUUUUCUAAGCAAGUUUGUUUUUUACGGGAUGAGGUUUCUGACCCCAUGCACCCUAAAAUAACUACAUGCGGAGUUAUUACAAACACUAUCAAUAUACUAGCCGAAUUAUAAGAACAUUUCAACUGUUCCCAUCGACUACUCCCAAGAAGUACAUACAGGCGUAGUGUGCUGUUAGUGUCAGUGAUCUGUUUUACAGUUGAACGCACGUGUGAACACCGUAUUUAUAAACACUUGUUGAUCAACGGUUAACUAAGAUUUACGUCAUAUGUCUAUUGUUUGACUAGAAAAAAUUGCAUCUGCACAUCCGAGAGUUACGACUAUAAAUAGUCACAUUUUAUCUACAUCGUUCUCUACAACUGAACAAUAUCAUUAUACAGUAAACGUUCUUUAACUAUUUCAUCUAAGACAUUAUUCACUAUACUUUAGACAAAAUUAUACUCUUUUAAAUCUGCAUUAUAUAGUUCUCAUACAUAUUUUAUUACUAUAUUACUAGUUACUUAAUUGUAAAUAAUGAAUAAAAACCAUUAAACAAUUUAAAUUCUUUCAAUGUUUGAGAUCAUGAGUCAAUUGAAACUAGACCACCAUGGAAAACUCCGAAGUGCUGGACGGCCGUUUCGUUCAAUUGUGGAACUCCUCAACAGUGCGCAUCCACGAUCUCGCCCCUUCCCUCCACAAGAUUCGAACCUAGGACCUAUGAGUCUCGCGCACGCAAGCGCUUAACCACUAGACCCCAUUGAAUCGGCAUCCAACGGUGUUAAUUUCUAACUUCAACUAAUUCUAUACAAACUUGUAUCAAUGAUUUAAUGAAAUCUUAAUUGUAAAUAUUAUUUUUCCUUUAUCAAGUAAUUUACUUGUCCAAAUUUUAGUUUUAUUCUAUUUAUCCCUAUAGAGAUUUAUAUUUGUAUUAUUUGUAUUCUGUAUGUACUAAACAAUUUGAUUAUGACUAUCAUCAUACUUGUAUAUUCUUAAACAAAAAGGGUAUGAAUAUUAUAUGACUCAUUAUAUGUGUGCUAUAUACAAUUGUAUGUAUCAUAAUUAUUUGUCUAAAAAUGAACUAUUUCACAUAUAUCCUUUACUAUAAUAAAUGUUUAUAUAUGUCUGUCUAUACAUUCUUCAUUAGAAUAAAUAGUCCCAAAAUUAGAACAAUCGUAAACUUACUAUGAAUGUAACAACUAUUUUACAUUUUUCUAAUUAAUAUUUCAUCAGUUCCUUUCUUUUUUUUUUAUGUGUGUCCAUGAUUUUCUCUACUAGUCUGCUUUUUAUGUUACCCUUAUAUCGUUUCAAUAUUGUUUGGGUUUAUUUUGUUGUUGAAGAUCUACUAGUUGAAUAAAGUUAUUUAUCCUCU